CGCCGGUGACGUCACGUCGCUGCACCGUGUUUAUUAUGUGGUUGUUGGGUAGCAGCUGCUAGCUAAUAGCAUAGUGUCUUAUCUAUAGACAUGCUCUGACUUUACAGUCGACAGUUUUGGAGGUCAGAGAUGGCAGUGUGUGCACUGACCAUGUUAGAUGGGAUGGAGGAUGAAGUAACAGCGGCAGGUGGUGCGUUGCUCCUGGUACUGGCGCUCAUCUUGGCUUGGCUUUCGACCCAUGUGGCCGAUAGGGGAGACCACAUCCUGGGCACCAUCCUCACUGUGGGUGCUCAUGCCUCUUUGAUAGGACUGGGGGGCCACGACAGCUACAGUGGAGGGCCUGCUAGUGCUGAUGCUCCUGAGCAACAGACUGCUUCAACAUCACAGGAGAACAAGCCGGAUGAUGGCGAGUCGGCAGCUGAGAGAGGAGAGGGUGAUGGGAUAGUCGAAGGAGCUGAAGGGGCUUGGACGGAUCUGCUACUGGACAUCCAAAGGAAACAACCUCAGGCUGGAAGAAUGCACACUUCUGAUGGAGAAGAUAAUGAAGCUGAUGAGGAGGAGAAUGACAUUGAUGAAGAGAAUGAGAUAAGGCUGGCAGAAGAAAAGCCAGUAAAGCCUAAACCUGUUUUGACCACCACCACUAGCAGUACAACCGCCAUCAAUGUUCGCCUGAAGUUUUUGAACGACACAGAGGAGGUGGCUGUUGUAGAACCGCAAGAUACAGUUGGAAUACUGAAAAGCAAAUGUUUCUCAGGCCGGGAGCAUCAGAUUAAAUUAAUCUACCGAGGCCAGUUACUGCAGGAUCCCAAGAGGACUCUGCUUUCCCUAAACAUCACUGACGACAGCGUGGUCCACUGCCACAUCUCCCAUGCCUCGCAUGAAGUCGGUCCAGAGGAAGAGGCUCAGUCUGGGACAGGCGCAGAAGACAGAUCUGGGGUCUCUGGAGGAUUUAGGGCUGCAGGUGUGGCCAUUAGCACCAGCAGUCUGGUGGUGCCUGUGUUCGUGGUGAUACUGGCUGUGGUGUGGUACUUUCGCAUCAACUACAGGCAGUUCUUCACUGCCCCCGCGACCAUCUCCCUUGUGGGAGUCACUGUGUUCUUUAGCUUUCUGAUUUUUGGGAUGCACAGCCGCUGAGAAGACGAAGACCGGGCUCACACUUGCAGCUGAAUAUUAUAAAAAUAAAAUAAAUAAAAAUAACUAAAGCAGUAGGCGAGUAUCUGAGAUGGACUGAUCAGGAAGCUCCCUGGUGCCGAUGCUGCAGCUGAUUUAACUGUUUCAGUUCCCAUGAGGUUAUUUGUGCAUGUAACCCUGAAAAAGAGUGAUUGUACAGCUUAAAUGCAGUAAAUAUAAUCUCAAUUGAGAAUUUUUGUAGCUUUAAGCGUUUUUUCCCCAAUAUAAGUGGCUAACCAUCAUUUUGUCUGCUCUGUUAAAACGAUCUUGUGCUUUAUUCUGUUUUAGAACGGUUUGUUUUUGUUAAGAAAAAAUAAUAGAUCCAAAUAUCUCAUUUAAAACCACUUGCUCUCGUGCUACGUGUGCCAGUCGGACUCAAACAUUUUAUGUUAUUUAAAUGAGUCAAAUCUCUUGUAAGCAAAUAAACUGCCUCGGGGCAAGGCUAGCAUUUUUGGAUGUUAUAUAGAAAUAGGCUAAUUUAAACUAUACCUAGCCACAAAAACAUAAUUUUAUGAGGGGACUGUAAAUAUAUUGUGUAUUUUGUGUAAAUAGAAUACAUCUGGUAAAGCUGCAUCUGGCACUUACAGGCCUGGGGGUGGGGGGGUGGGACAUACCUCCUUAUUUUGCUGGACUUGUCUGGUUUCAGUUGUAUCCAAUAAAAAAGCAUUUUCAACCA
Molecule: messenger RNA, 1846 nt
Organism: Melanotaenia boesemani (Boeseman's rainbowfish)
Lineage: Eukaryota; Metazoa; Chordata; Actinopteri; Atheriniformes; Melanotaeniidae
Gene: tmub2
Product: transmembrane and ubiquitin-like domain containing 2
Exons: 3
Coding region: 130-1134 (334 amino acids)
Molecular function (GO): protein binding
Source: RefSeq, a predicted model, not a curated record